AUGGCAUCGAUACACUGCCUGCGGGUUGUCGUGUGCUCCGCACGCUGCAUUUGCCAAGGGGGGAUGAAGUGCAUUGUGGGGGUGCCCUGGUCUCCUGAGGAGUUCAUCGAGAAGGCGCGCAAGUGCCUUCACCCUAAGCUGCUGACCUCAGGUUUGCCACCAGAAUUGGACCAGGUGAUCAACAAGAACGCCAGUUUAUGUGGAAAAUCCCUCAGCAUGGAGCGCACCGCCACUAUGCGGAAGUGGCUUGGUUGGGCACUAGAAUGUGUGGAGGCAGAAGACAAACUGAAGAAUGAAAUGUCUGCCCCCCGCCGCAACAUCCUGAAAUCAAAGAGAUUGUGCCUUUUUGAGAGGCUGCUGGGAGACGUCGGUCAUGAAGAUGUGAACAUUGCACGGGAAAUGGCAGAAGGUUUCAAGUUGCUGGGAUCGGUGCCGAAGUCCAACUUUUUCCAGAAGAAGAGAAGAUACGCCACAAUGGCGGUGAGCGAACUGAAAAGGCUGGCGCCCCUAACGAGGAGGGGCAUCUACAACAGCACUGUGAGCUGUGGUGACCCGGCGACGAGGCCGUUUACACUGUCACGGAAAAUGAACUGGCCAAGGGCUGGCUCAGCGGGCCCCAUGAUUUCGAGGAUCUGCCAGAGACAGCUUCACUGA
Effrenium voratum is the source of this 654-nucleotide messenger RNA. The record is from the annotation of a GenBank genome assembly. Lineage: Eukaryota; Dinophyceae; Suessiales; Symbiodiniaceae.